UUUCUGAAAUUUCUGAUUGGUUGAGAACCAUGAUUUAUUAAAAAAAAAUAACCCGGGCUGCACGGGGAUUGGGCGGUGACUUCAUUUUCAACCAAUCAGGGCAGGUUUGGUGACUGCGCACAGUGAUGACCUAAUUGCCAUGCUGCUUUCCCCGAUACUUAGUUACAACGUAGGAAGGCGUGUGAAAGUGAUUGGUGCCGAUAUGAGUACCCUAAUUUUGGGAGCAGAUCAUGAGACACAUUUUUAAUAGUGUAGCUAUCCAAGUAAAUGCCAUCAAUCAUUCCACAUGAGGACUAUUCAUGUCUCGAGACAAAAUGAGGCAUCCUUAAGUCAAGGGAAGAAGAAAUGCGUAUUAAACAUCACUGAAGAACUGUUUCAUGUCACAAAGAAUGGAUUUUUUUUGCGAGGUUGUUUUUUAAAAGAAAAAAAAGGCAUGCGCCCUUGCACCGAAAUCAAAUCGAGUAUUGAGAGCAAAAAGAAAUAAUAGACAAUAAAUGUUUCUGCUAGAAUGUUGCUAAAAUCUUCCUUGGUAAACGGCUUUGUUACAAUUGUUGCAAAUCAUGGCUCAGAAUUUUCUGAGGUGCAUUCAAUUUCAAAAAUAUUUUUGUAUCCCUUUUUUAAAGAAAAUAUACCAAAUUGUAUAUGAAGCUACAGUACUUUGUAAGAGUAAAAAGAAAAGUUGCGCCUUUGUAAAUGAAAAAUCUGAUUGGUCACAUUCCAGUUCCUGAUUGAUUUAUUGAUGGAAAAGCCCGCCUCCUUUGAUUUAUAUACUUAAGGAGGUUGGGCCGAAAGCGGUGCACGCCCCCCUCUUGAAGUUCUCACUCAGGUCGGAAAAAGUGCUAUAUAAAUGUUGCUCUCGCGCUCUCGUGGUUAGGUCGUAUUCUGUUUCGGUUACGGAUUGGUACUGCUGAUUUUUACCAUGUCUGGUCGCGGGAAAGGAGGUAAAGGUCUUGGGAAAGGCGGCGCCAAGAGGCACCGUAAAGUGCUUCGUGAUAAUAUCCAAGGUAUUACUAAGCCUGCUAUCCGCCGUUUGGCUCGCCGCGGAGGCGUGAAGCGUAUUUCAGGCUUGAUUUACGAAGAGACUCGCGGCGUAUUGAAGGUCUUUUUGGAGAACGUCAUUCGGGAUGCCGUGACCUACACCGAACACGCGAAGCGAAAGACCGUGACUGCGAUGGACGUUGUGUAUGCUUUGAAACGCCAAGGUCGUACUCUGUACGGUUUUGGUGGAUAAGCUUGUAAAACUCAUUGUAAUAACUAAUGUAAAAGGCCCUUAUCAGGGCCACCCACACAUUCGUGGAAAGAGCUGUGUUCGCUUGUGAAUAUAAGUUUAAAUGUUAAA
This is a messenger RNA of Python bivittatus (Burmese python), 1339 nucleotides long. Its product is annotated as histone H4. The record is from RefSeq and is a predicted model, not a curated record. Gene Ontology annotation, cellular component: nucleosome. Gene Ontology annotation, molecular function: structural constituent of chromatin; protein heterodimerization activity; DNA binding. NCBI's taxonomy places the organism in Eukaryota, Metazoa, Chordata, Lepidosauria, Squamata, Pythonidae.